Messenger RNA from Prunus armeniaca (apricot), 201 nucleotides. Lineage: Eukaryota; Viridiplantae; Streptophyta; Magnoliopsida; Rosales; Rosaceae. The record is from the annotation of a GenBank genome assembly.
AUGGGAAAAGGAGUUGGGAUAUAUAUGCUGGUCCGAAGGGUGUUUCUCUCUUUGGUAUCUUACACACUAAUACCCCCUGGUUCCUUGGAUGUUUUGGCUUUGAAACUUGCUCCCUCCAUGUGUUGGAACCUCCCAGCAGCUCUGUUCAAAGAUCCUGCAGACCUUCUCUACGUGGCUUCUAUUUUUCCAGCAAAGGGCUGA